AUGGAAUUUGUGACAGGCCUGGUGCACCUCCAAGAGGAGUCUAGCUGCCCCAUCUGUUUGGAUUACUUGAAAGACCCAGUGACUAUAAACUGCGGGCACAACUUCUGUCGCUCCUGCAUCAACAUGAUGUGGAAGGAUCUAGAUGAUACCUUCCCCUGUCCCGUCUGUCGUUUUUGCUUUCAUAACAAAAGCUUCAGGAGCAAUCGCCAGCUCAGUAAUCUGACUGAAAUUGCUAAACGACUGCAGGUCCGAAGGAGCAAGAGGAAAAGGCAGGAAGAGUAUUCUAUGUGUGAGAAGCACAAUCAGUUUCUGACACUUUUUUGUGGGAAGGACCUAGAGGUUUUAUGUACACAGUGCAGUUUCUCUGUUCAACACCAGAAACACUAUAUUUACCCCAUUAAGAAAGCUGCCACUUUUCACAGGAAAAUUCUAGAAUAUAGCAUCGAGCCCUUGAGGGACAAUGUGGAACGAGUUGAAAAAGUGUUAAGUCUUCAAACCAGCAAAAUAGUGGACCUGAAAAAGAAGGUAGAGGACAGGAGAGAAGAAAUCAUUUCUGAAUUUGAGCAAAUCAGACAGUUUCUACAGAAUCAGCAAGAGGCUCUUCUUAGGCAGAUAGACGAUGAAGAGAGGGACAUUUUAACAAAACUAAAUGAGAACCAGAGAACAUUUUCAGGUCACGUUUCCACAUUAAAACAUCUGCUCAAGGAGGUAGAGUGCAGGUGUGUGCAGUCAGAACUGGAAUUAUUGACCCAUGUUAAGGGUAUCUACAACAGGUAUCAAAACCUAACAUAUCCUGAGCUCUUCAUAUUCCAAUUAAAGAAAUACGGAUUUAGUCUUCCUCCACAGUAUUCUGGCUUGGACAAAAUUAUCAAGCCAUUUCGAGCAGAUGUGAUGCUAGAUCUUGAAACAGCACACCCUCAGCUUAUUGUGUCUGAGGAUAGAAAAAGUGUGCGAUAUGGAAACAAAAAAAAACACCUUUGUUACAACCCGAGGAGAUUUUAUCUCUGCCCUGCUGUCCUGGGUUCGAGGAGCUUUAAUUCUGGCCGGCAUUACUGGGAGGUAGAAGUGGGAAACAAGCCUAAAUGGACCUUGGGGGUGUGUCGAGAUCGUUUUCCCAGGAAUUGGAGGACUUGGCCAGUAGUUGAGGGUGGAUUCUGGGCAAUUGGGCGAUAUAGUGAAAGCAUUUAUGUUAUACUGGGUGGUAAGAGAACCCAACUUCUGCCUGUAGUAAGACCCAGUAAGAUCGGCAUUUUUCUGGACUGUGAGUUGGGUGAAGUUUCCUUUUACAAUAUGAAUGAUAGAUCUCUUCUCUAUAAUUUUAAUGAUUCUCUUAUAGAAGCUGUGUGUCCUUAUUUUUAUAUUGGAGUAGAUUCUGAACCUCUUAAAAUCUCUUCAGUGACAGAUGAUGAACGAUGA
This is a messenger RNA of Lutra lutra (Eurasian river otter), 1416 nucleotides long. It is a transcript of the gene TRIM60, whose product is annotated as tripartite motif containing 60. The transcript has a single exon. The coding region runs from base 1 to 1416 and encodes 471 amino acids. The record is from RefSeq and is a predicted model, not a curated record. NCBI's taxonomy places the organism in Eukaryota, Metazoa, Chordata, Mammalia, Carnivora, Mustelidae. Gene Ontology annotation, molecular function: zinc ion binding; protein binding.